Messenger RNA from Leucoraja erinaceus (little skate), 634 nucleotides. Its product is annotated as SUN domain-containing protein 2-like. Gene Ontology annotation, biological process: nuclear envelope organization. Gene Ontology annotation, cellular component: nuclear envelope; meiotic nuclear membrane microtubule tethering complex. Bases 8 to 538 code for a protein of 176 amino acids. The transcript has 5 exons. NCBI's taxonomy places the organism in Eukaryota, Metazoa, Chordata, Chondrichthyes, Rajiformes, Rajidae. The record is from RefSeq and is a predicted model, not a curated record. Gene Ontology annotation, molecular function: protein-membrane adaptor activity.
UCCUGCAAUGGAGACACACUCGGCAGCUGUCAGAGCAGGGAUUAUUAAGGAAGUGAAAAGCAUUGUGGAGCAAGCCUUGAAACUGUACAGCGCUGACAGGGUUGGAUUGGUGGAUUAUGCACUGGAAUCUGCUGGUGGCAGUGUGAUCCACACACGCUGCACAGAGACGUUAGAGACCAAGACUGCUCUUCUUAGUCUGUUUGGCUUUCCACUGUGGUACCAAUCUCGGUCACCCAGAGCUGUCAUUCGGCCGGAGGUUCAUCCUGGGAACUGUUGGCCAUUUAAAGGUUCCCAAGGCUUUGUUGUCAUCGAGCUUGCUGUCCGGAUCAGGCCUACAGCCUUUACCCUAGAGCACAUUCCCAGAUCCAUUUCUCCUAGUGGAUCAAUUAGAAGUGCCCCUCAAGACUUCUCUGUUUAUGGCUUGGAUGAUGAAAAUCAAGCCGAAGGGGUCCUAUUGGGACAAUACACGUAUAAUGAGGAAGGGGAUUCCAUCCAGACGUUUGAGGUGCAGGUAUGGAAGUGCAUAAAGGAUCAUUGAUUCUUUGUUGGAACAAUCCUAUAACCUUGGCCUUUUCCUGUAAGCUUUUAUUUUCCUUUGCAUCAAAUAUUUAUCUAUCUUUUACAAAAAUAUACU